UUAGCGCUGGACGCCAGAGAAUAAGGUGAGCAAACAACUGUGAAACAAGAAAAGCGAACGACCAAGUUCAAAAUGCCAGAGUGGUUUAGUCUAAAGAUGCCAUGUCCUGUGCGUGGAUGCAAUAACUCGCGAAACGAUGUUAUUUUGAACUGGGUUUGUGCCAAGGACAAAACAAAGAUGUUCAUAAGCGAGGAAGGAAGACUCGCGUGUAGCAACUAUCCCUUCGAUCCACAUAACGACAAAAUCGCCAACUGGAAGUUUGACUGUGGAGAUCGCUCGUCUUACGGACCUCAUCGAGGCGAACACUUCAUUGCAGCCGAUUUCCAAGGAUUUGCUCACGCAAUGUCCAUCGCAGUGGCGAAUUCAUCUGUGGCAGGGGCCGAGUGGGUCAUGCAACUCAUGAUUAAUGUGAAGGAACAGUAUGAAGCCUGAUUACCUGUUGGAACCUUGAGGAGUUUAAAGCCAAAUAUUGUUCUAGAAUGGUAUGAUUCCAUAGAAUAAAUGUGUGUGGGGCUUGUCCGGAAAAAUAUAUCUUUCUAUUUCGGAGUAGAGCAGAUAUUAUCAGUCAGUUUUAGUUUACGCCGACACAGAGCAGGAUUCGACUGAGUAGGAUGUCCAUUUUUUAUUACUUUUUUUGUAAUCUCCUUGCUUAUUAUAUGACAAACGAAACUGAGGUAGGCAAUGAUUGUUGUAAAACUAGAAUUUUUGGAUAAUAAACAAGACAGCAGCAGGGAA
Molecule: messenger RNA, 735 nt
Organism: Stylophora pistillata
Lineage: Eukaryota; Metazoa; Cnidaria; Anthozoa; Scleractinia; Pocilloporidae
Source: RefSeq, a predicted model, not a curated record